Molecule: messenger RNA, 3223 nt
Organism: Symphalangus syndactylus (siamang)
Lineage: Eukaryota; Metazoa; Chordata; Mammalia; Primates; Hylobatidae
Gene: KCNG2
Product: potassium voltage-gated channel modifier subfamily G member 2
Biological process (GO): potassium ion transmembrane transport; action potential; protein homooligomerization
Cellular component (GO): voltage-gated potassium channel complex; membrane
Molecular function (GO): protein binding; voltage-gated potassium channel activity
Source: RefSeq, a predicted model, not a curated record
CUCCAGUUUCUCUGAUUAUUUCUUCAGCGUGUUCAUAGCUGCUGCUGAGACCUUCUAAUGAGCUUUUCAUUUCAGCUAUUACACUUUCAACACCAGAAUUUCUAUCACCUUUUUUUAAUAUAACUUCUGUCUCUUUAUUGAUAUUCUCUAUUUGGUGAGACAUCAUUCUCACGAAUUCCUCUAGCUCCUUGAAGAUAUUAAAUAAGCUUAUGUGAAGUCUUUUCUGGUGAGUCCAAUAUCUGUGUCUCUUCAGUGACAUUCUGUUUUAGUUCCUUUUUCCUGUCUAUGAGCUACACUCUUGUAUUCUUUGUAUGCCUUGUAAUUUUUUGUUGAAAAUGAAAUUUUUAAUAAGUGGCAGUUCUGGAAAUCAGACUCUCCCCUCUCCUCAGGAGUUUUUGUAGCUACUGUGGUUUGUUGAGUAACUUUUGUGAACUAAUUUUGUAAAGUCCAUAUUCUUUGUCUGAUGUGGCCACUGAUGUCUGUUCCAUUAGCUUAGAGGGCAGCAAGUGAUGGGACAUACAGAUUCUUAAACGUCUGGAAUGAAAACUAAAACUUGUUUUUGCAGAUGGGCUCUGUGUGUCUUGGAGCCACCUUCAGCACUCAGCCAGGCUGGUCAAGCCUCUGUCUUAUCACCUCCUGCUCGCAGAAUCUGAAGGUCAGCCCGAGGAAGGACUUCAGGGACUUCUCGGGUUUUUCCCGGCACGUGCGCAGCCCAGGCAUGUGCGUGGCAUCCAGAUUCCCGGGAACUCUUAGAACUUUAUCAAGCUCUUAUUUCCUAAAUCAUCUCAUUCGCCAGCCUUUCGUCCCCAGCUUUUUGUUUAGCCUGUGGUGCCAACUAUAAUCCAUUGCCUCAGGCAGCAAUGGCUAAAACACUUUCCUAUCAAUGUUUUUGACACACACUCCCCAAGUGGCUGCCUUUGCACAGACGGAGUUCCAAGAUACUGGAGAUAAGGCAGGAGUUUGAGCCGGUCUUCCAUGGAGCCAAAGUAAUUACGAUUCCUGGUCAACGAGGCCUGUAGCUUCUCCUUCCAGUGCUGGUACCGGGAAUGCAGGCUGUUGCUGUCCCCGCGGAGCUGGGGAGCGACAAAGCUUAUUAUUGUGAUGAAGACUCAGCUGUUCUUUCUCAGUGCCCCACGGUUGGUGCAAGCUUUUGGUUAGUUUCCAGAGGUCCAAAAAAGUUGACUCGACGGUUUUCAUCAGGUUUUCCACUGUGUGAAGGUAGGGAUGGACUUUUGGAGCUCCUUAUUCCGCAGUUUCUCCGCCUCACAGAAUGCGGAGUAGGGCCAGGAAUGCAGUUUUCCAGCAGGUCCCCUGGCUGAUUCUGACGUGGCUGCUCCGCGGGACACACCUUGAGAAACUAAGCUAGGACUCCGCCUCUCCCUCCAGACAUCACGGCGUCCUCACCGGUCGGUGGGGUCCGCCCUGAAACAUCUGGCUCUUCGGAGUUUGCGUCGAUUUGUGAAAGCUCCGUUCGACCCCUUGUUCCAAGCCCCCUAGCGAGCCCGGCGGGAGCCCCUCGGUCCGCUCCGGCCCUGCGCAUGGAGCCAUGGCCCUGCUACCCGGGCGGCGGCGGCGGCGGGACACGCGCCCGGCACGUCAUCAUCAACGUGGGGGGCUGCCGCGUGCGCCUGGCCUGGGCCGCGCUGGCGCGAUGCCCCCUCGCGCGCCUGGAGCGCCUGCGCGCCUGCCGCGGCCACGACGACCUGUUGCGCGUGUGCGAUGACUACGACGUGAGCCGCGACGAGUUCUUCUUCGACCGCAGCCCGUGCGCCUUCCGCGCCAUCGUGGCGCUGCUGCGCGCGGGGAAGCUGCGGCUGCUGCGGGGCCCGUGCGCGCUGGCCUUCCGCGAUGAGCUGGCCUACUGGGGCAUCGACGAGGCGCGCCUAGAGCGCUGCUGCCUGCGCCGCCUGCGCCGCCGCGAGGAGGAGGCGGCCGAGGCCAGCGCGGGGCCGACGGAGCGCGGGGCGCAGGGGAGCCCGGCGCGCGCCCUGGGACCUCAGGGGCGGCUGCAGCGCGGCCGGCGGCGCCUGCGCGACGUGGUGGACAACCCGCACUCGGGGCUGGCGGGCAAGCUCUUCGCCUGCGUAUCCGUGUCCUUCGUGGCCGUCACGGCCGUGGGCCUCUGCCUGAGCACCAUGCCGGACAUCCGCGCCGAGGAGGAGCGGGGCGAGUGCUCCCCCAAGUGCCGCAGCCUGUUCGUGCUGGAGACCGUGUGCGUGGCCUGGUUCUCCUUCGAGUUCCUGCUGCGCUCCCUGCAGGCCGAGAGCAAGUGCGCCUUCCUGCGCGCGCCGCUCAACAUCAUCGACAUCCUGGCGCUCCUGUCGUUCUACAUGUCGCUGCUGCUGGGGCUGGCGGCGGGCCCGGGCGGGACAAAGCUCCUGGAGCGCGCAGGGCUGGUGCUGCGGCUGCUGCGCGCGCUGCGCGUGCUCUACGUGAUGCGCCUGGCGCGCCACUCGCUGGGGCUGCGCUCGCUGGGCCUGACCGUGCGCCGCUGCGCGCGCGAGUUUGGGCUGCUGCUGCUGUUCCUCUGCGUGGCCAUGGCGCUCUUCGCGCCACUGGUGCACCUGGCCGAGCGCGAGCUGGGCGCGCGCCGCGACUUCUCCAGCGUGCCCGCCAGCUACUGGUGGGCCGUCAUCUCCAUGACCACCGUGGGCUACGGCGACAUGGUCCCGCGCAGCCUGCCCGGGCAGGUGGUGGCGCUCAGCAGCAUCCUCAGCGGCAUCCUGCUCAUGGCCUUCCCGGUCACCUCCAUCUUCCACACCUUCUCGCGCUCCUACUCCGAGCUCAAGGAGCAGCAGCAGCGCGCGGCCAGCCCCGAGCCAGCCCUGCGGGAGGACAGCACGCGCUCGGCCACGGCCACCGAGGACAGCUCGCAGGGCCCCGACGGUGCGGGCCUGGCGGACGACUCCGCGGACGCGCUGUGGGUGCGGGCAGGGCGCUGACGCCUGCGCCGUCCGCACGGAGACCCCCUGCCCCCUCCAGCUGCAACGUCGGGACCGAGGCGCGCCGAGGGGUGGGGGGCGUCUGGCCCGGGGGAGCAGCUCCUGCCAGCCGCGUCCUCGGCCCUCGUGUGUGAGCAGCCCCAGAACUUGGCGGGUCCCUGCCUGACUCCCCGCGGCAGCGCUGAGCGAAGUCACUGGCCUGUGUCCUCCUGCCCUGCCCCUUUCCUUGGAUUUUUAAUUUUCUAUGCGUAGCUAAAAAUAAAUUUAGUAAGUCCCAGAAA